Danaus plexippus (monarch butterfly) is the source of this 665-nucleotide messenger RNA. RefSeq lists its product as uncharacterized. The record is from RefSeq and is a predicted model, not a curated record. The transcript is spliced from 4 exons. NCBI's taxonomy places the organism in Eukaryota, Metazoa, Arthropoda, Insecta, Lepidoptera, Nymphalidae. Bases 109 to 639 code for a protein of 176 amino acids.
UCAUUAAAACCUAAUAUACCUUUAAACGUAUUUAAAUCCAUUUCCCAAUGUGUCAUUUGGCAACAGCGAUUCAUAAUGUUAGAAUGAAAAAGCUCUGUCAUAAUAAAAAUGUCUCUAAAGUGUAUACAAGUAGCUGUUGGUCUAUCAUGUCUUAUUUUUGUAGCACAUUGUGGAUUGGAAGUUAUACCAGAGAGGACAAAACUGGUGUACGUAAACGAAAAAUACUUUUAUAAUUUUAGCGUUAACGUAAAACGAUACAGCAGAGCCAGUCCUUACUACCUGAACCUUGAAAUUACGACCAAACAGACAUGGACUAAUAACGUUACGAUGCACUUUAGUUUUAAUGAGUAUCUUCACAACGAGUACCGUCGAUCCUUCGUUGACCUUCGCCACAGGUUCUGUGAUCUGGUUAAAUAUGACAAAUUUAUUGGACCUGUCAUGAAACACGUUGGCUUUGAUUGCCCAAUGCCGGCUCGUACACUGCGAAUAACCAAUUUUACAAUGCCUCUGGAUAUAUUUCCUAACGUGUUACCAUUUGAGAAAUGUCGUUUUGACGCCGGAGCAACACUUACGGAAACCAAUGAAUCAUUAGCCCUGACGUAUAACUAUGUGACAUUCAGAGUUACUCAUCAUACGUGAAUACUCAAUAACAGACUUUAAAGCAA